Messenger RNA from Eremothecium sinecaudum, 1425 nucleotides. RefSeq names its product serine/threonine protein kinase MEK1 (gene MEK1). Gene Ontology annotation, biological process: protein phosphorylation. Bases 1 to 1425 code for a protein of 474 amino acids. Gene Ontology annotation, molecular function: protein binding; protein kinase activity; ATP binding. The record is from RefSeq and is a predicted model, not a curated record. The transcript is spliced from 2 exons. NCBI's taxonomy places the organism in Eukaryota, Fungi, Ascomycota, Saccharomycetes, Saccharomycetales, Saccharomycetaceae.
AUGACUAGCAAUAUUUUAGGGUUGUUAGAAGCUAUAAUUGAUCCCGAUAGAACCGCAACUUCUGAGUCAUGCUUAGCCGCCCAAGGUAAUAUUCGCAUAGAACAGAAUAAAAUACUAAAGGUUGGUAGAAAUGCAGAAGAGUGUAGCAUAGUUCUAACUCAUGCUUCAGUAUCAAGUGUGCACUGUACAAUUUGGGGUAUUCAGUUUGACGCGGAAAGCAUACCUAUGUGUUAUAUUAAAGAUUGUUCAUUAAACGGCACCUAUAUUAAUGGCCAAAGUUUAUUCAGGGGACAAUGUUAUAUACUACAGGAUGGAGAUAUAAUUAGUAUUCCAAAUGAUUGCGAAUUUAGGUUUUCUUCGGUUAUGUCCUCUUAUUCACCUCAAUUAUUUGAUCAGCUUGGGAUACAGAGGCGGGUUGGAGAAUGGGAAAUUACAUCACAGAUAGUAGGAAGUGGUACCUUUGGACAAGUUUUAGUUGCAGAACGCAAGAGCUUUGGAACUAAACAUAAACCUCUGAACUAUGCUGUUAAAGUUAUUAAGACGAAGAAAGAGAAACUUGCUAAGGAAGCUAAUAUCCUAGUGAAAUUGGACCACCCAAACAUUAUCAAGGUACAUCAAACAUACCUUGAUGAAAAUGAAAAUAUCUAUAUAUUCGAAGAUUUAAUAGCGGGAGGCGAUUUGUUCUCUUAUUUGGCAAAAAAGGAUUGUUUAGUACCAAUAUCAGAAACAGAGACUCUAGUUAUUGUUUACCAGGUUCUACAGGCCUUAAAAUUUUUACAUUCAAAGGGAAUUGUUCACAGAGAUUUAAAGUUAGACAAUAUUCUUCUGUCUUCGCCUGAACCAUGCAGUCGGAUUGUACUUGCGGAUUUUGGGAUUGCAAAAGAUCUAUCAGAAACUCGAUCGAGGAUGCAUACGGUAGUGGGAACCCCCGAAUACUGCGCACCAGAAGUAGGUUUUAAGGCUGAUAGACAUUCUUACAGAAACUUCUCAACAACUGCAUCUAUGGAACAAGGUUAUGAUUCCAAAUGUGAUCUAUGGUCCUUAGGAGUCAUGACGCAUGUUAUGUUGACAGGAAUCUCGCCAUUUUACGGUGACGGCACUGAAGCUUCUAUUAUUCAAAGUGUGAAGCUCGGAAAGCUAAAUUUUAGCGUUAAACAAUGGGUGAAUGUCAGUGAUGCAGCUAAAUCUUUUGUUCGACAGCUUCUGGAGGUCAAUGUUGAUAAAAGGAUGAACGUUCAAGAAUGUUUCAAACAUGUUUGGAUUGCAAAGCACUCCGGAAACCUAGAGAAGAUAUACUACAAGAAGAUUAUAGAUGAUUACACGCCUCUUAACACCAAGAUUAAUUUUGAUGAUUGGAAGCGUAAAUUUCCUAAAUCGGUUAUUUUGUCCCCGCCAAGAAUUCAGAAGAAAAAGUUAAAGCGGUAA